AGUCUUGGAGUGGUAUCCUAGCAACCUAAACACUCAAAAAUCGGGCAGUAGGUUAGCAAGUAGCAUCACCGCUCUUUUGACUUCUUUUACAACUAAAACUACAUAUUAACCAGUUGAAUGGGAUUUUAUACAUAACCCCACUGUUAAAAUUGAUUAAAUAAUACUUAAACUUCGUGUUAAGUUUGAAAGGACUAACAGAAAAUAUCGCAACUUGAUUGGCUACAGAUGCUCGUGUAGCAUACAGGAGCAGAUGGACCAAACUACACGUUCUCGUAUUUAUGUCGAAAGAACUCUUGCUCUUAUAAAACCAGAUGCCAUCCACAAAGCUGACGAGAUCGAGGACGUUAUCCUGAAAUCAGGCUUCUUCAUCCUGCAGAAGCGGAGGCUGCAACUGAGUCCUGAGCAGUGCAGUGACUUCUACGCAGACCAGUAUGGAAAGCUCUUUUUUCCCAGCUUGACCGCCUUCAUGAGUUCUGGCCCCAUCAUCGCCAUCACUCUGGCCCGCGACAACGCCAUCGGCCACUGGAAGUCCCUCAUAGGGCCCGUCAACAGCAUCAAGGCCAGAGAGACUCAUCCAGAGAGCCUCAGAGCAAAAUAUGGCACCUCUGACCUGAAAAAUGCGCUCCAUGGCAGUGACUCAUUUCAUGCGGCUGAAAGGGAGAUCAAAUUCAUGUUCCCAAAUACUGUAAUCGAGCCCUUUGCCUCAAGAGAAGCAACCGAAGAAUACCUGAGCCGGUAUGUGAACCCAACCCUGCUACAAGGACUCAUUGAGCUCUGCAAGCACAAGCCUCGCAAUCCCUGUAUUUGGCUAGCUGACUGGCUGAUCAAAAACAAUCCAAACACGCCUCAAAUAUGCGAUGGGGCCAUCGUCGAAGGAGUAGAAUGACAACAUGGAAAGGAUGAAUGAAUGUAUCAUUUCCAAUGUUAUUUUGUAGCAGGCAAAAACAUUCUGUGUUCUGUGAUGAAGUAAAAAUGUCUUAUUUGCACUAAU
Acanthopagrus latus (yellowfin seabream) is the source of this 991-nucleotide messenger RNA. It is a transcript of the gene nme5, whose product is annotated as NME/NM23 family member 5. The record is from RefSeq and is a predicted model, not a curated record. NCBI's taxonomy places the organism in Eukaryota, Metazoa, Chordata, Actinopteri, Spariformes, Sparidae. The transcript has 5 exons. Gene Ontology annotation, molecular function: nucleoside diphosphate kinase activity. Bases 251 to 886 code for a protein of 211 amino acids. Gene Ontology annotation, biological process: GTP biosynthetic process; UTP biosynthetic process; negative regulation of oxidative stress-induced intrinsic apoptotic signaling pathway.